This is a messenger RNA of Plutella xylostella (diamondback moth), 2133 nucleotides long. RefSeq names its product suppressor APC domain-containing protein 2. The record is from RefSeq and is a predicted model, not a curated record. NCBI's taxonomy places the organism in Eukaryota, Metazoa, Arthropoda, Insecta, Lepidoptera, Plutellidae.
UCUUUUCGACAUAUAGAGUGACCCUCCAGUCCAGUCUCGCCCACCGCGCUACCUGCCCGCGCGGCUGAUAGCAGCGACGACCUUCGCGGCGGCGUUGCACCGUGCCUCUCGCUCGCACCCGCGGCCCACAUGUAUACCACACCACCAUUGCAAAUUCACUCCCACAAGCCGGUUUGGUUGCCCACUAGCCAGUUACUGUAGUCACCACACGCGCGCGCUUGCUUCAUAACGGAUGCUGACCGGACCAUUGUAUUGUUUCGAUCGGGAGAAAAACUCUGCUUGGUAGUUUAGCGAAGUUCCAUUACAUUUGGUAUAUACAUGAGUGGGUUGUCAGAGCCUUAUGUGGAUAAAUAUAAGUGACUACAUACUAUUAAUACCAUGUAUUUGGGAUAAAAACUAGUUUAACUUAAUCUUUGAAAAACUUGCGUCUGCUAACAUCAUCAUGGAAUCAUUACCAAAACAAUUCGUUUCGGCAAUGCGAACACUGUUCGACAUCAUGGAUGAUAAACGAACUGGGUACGUAAGACUUACGGAUAUUGAAAACCGUUGGCGAGAUGACCGCACCAAAGGGUUGCCGCGGGGUGUUCUAGAAAGUUUGCAGAAAGUUGCAUCGCACGAUGGGUUCCUUACCUUUGACCGUUUCUGUACCGGGCUCAAAAUAUGCCUGUUGCGAAACCAAGUAGAAACUCAGACCUCCCACAAAAUAGACUCAAUAAACGCUGACAUGGAAAAAACGGUUACAAAUUCAAAAUUAUCAAUGCAAUCACACCGACCUCCAUCCGCGCCCAUACUCGACAUCGACGAUAGCCAUCAUAGACAGAGAAACUGGAAUGAAUUGAAAAUAUCUGAUAAUAUAAAUCAGCACAGAACGAUAAGUAUGCCAUUAUUGAUAGUGAGAAAGGACGCCCAAGGGAAAGAUGUCCACCAGGACAUGAUGUGCCCGCCGCAGAAGCCAGCAGACACGGUCUACGGCUCGGGGCCUCCAAAGCCGCCGAGACUCGACAAAACUGCUAUGGAAAAGAGAGAACUGUCCAGGACAAGUUUUAAAUCUGAGGAAGAGUCGUAUAAAAUUGAGCAUCUGUGUAAAAAUGAGGAGGAUAUAUUGCGAGGCGUGGUGGACGGGCAGAGCCGGGGCCACGGCGACGGGCGGCCCAACCCGGAGUCCUCGCAGGCCGCGCGCCGCCCGCGCCGCCGGGAGCCGCGCCGGCACACGCUGCACAACGGCGUCGACUACAACCUCUUGAAACGAAUGAAACAAAUCGAGCAGGAGAAAGACAUUCUCCUUCAAGGGCUCUCGUCAAUCGAGGAAGCGAGGGAGUGGUACCUCAAGCAGUUGGCCGAGGUGCAGGAGAAGAUGAGAUAUGCCGGGCGAAUGGGCGCAUAUCUGGAGCCGUGGACGGAGGCGCAGCAGGAGCGGCUGGAGCUGCUGCGGGCGCGCGUGCUGGAGGUGAACCGGCAGCUGGGCGCGCUGGCGGCGGGCUGGCGCCGCGGCCCGCUGUCGCUGCACAUGAACCUCGCGCUGCCCACGCCCCGCACCACCCCCGCCCCGCCAGUGCACUCGCAGAAUAGGAUGCUGCUAGAGGAAGUAAAUAAGAAAAAUGAGAGAAUAUCAAUCUUAGAAAGGGAAAAAUCCUCACUCAUCAGAGAAUUAUUGCUGCAGAGAAAUAGGUCCAAAAUUAUGGAUAAUCUUAACUGACCUAACUGUAACAGAAAAUAAGUGCAAUAUUGAAGCAGAGUAUACUUACACUAUUUGUAUCACCAGUGCCAGUUUAAGGUUUAUUAAAUACUAUGGAUGGUAAAGAAAGUUUAUAUUAUGGCAUAAUAACAAGUAGAAAUAUUAAACUUGAACAUAAAAUAUGAAAUAAAUAUUCCACCACAUCUACUACUAAUUUAACUGAAAAUAUUAGUUGAUGACUAUCAACCCUAUGUAAAAAAAAAUAAUUUUACCCCACUAAAACUAGAUUAGUUAAUUGUACUAUAAGGAUGUAUUUACUAUCACUAAUUAUCUAUGCAUAGAUUAUUUUACUCUAGUAUAGUAGUGCCAUAAUUAUGAAUUAUCAAAAUAAAUAUGAUGGGAUAUUGUUGCUAUGGCUAUAGUUUUUAUUUAGUAAAUAAAGUUAUAUUUUGUUCUUA